CUGGCGCUUUGCACUCCACGAAUGACAGAUGAAAAGUCAAGAGAGUGUUUUGACAAGUAUUUGCUGUAGAAAUUCAUCAAUGGAGUUUUGUCGAUAAACUAUUGAGCAAGUGCUCCCGGAUUGAUGGGGUUCACACGAUAAAAUAUUGUUUAAUUAAUUCGGAGCCGCAAUUGGAGCAAAAUGUGAGGUUAUCUGUUCUCGCCUCCUUCAUUACUAAAGUCACAAAAAAGUCGAGCAGGGCUUCUUACUGAUUACCUGAACAUGUAAAUUCAGCAGAAUCUUGACUCAUAUAUAAUCGAACAAGUAAUUAGAAUAAAAACCACGAUGACUUCAAUAAUCGAUCAGUACGAGAAAGCGUCUCAAAGGUCUAAACCUUCUGGGCCAGAGCCAAUGAGGCCAGACAUCAGCACAGCAGGCUUCAUUCAGAUGAAACUCCAGGACGAGGAGCCAAUAUUCAUAAGGCAGAGGGUAAAUUUCCGGCCUCCUGACAAUAUCCUUCACCUCGCAGUCAGCAGCAAUCUCAUAAUAAUUGCCAUGGCAAACAACGUUAUCCUGAGGAUCGACGUUAAAAAUCCAGAGAAAAAAGAGGAGAUCGAUGUGUCCAAGUGCAUGUCACAGAUGAAAAUGAGUGGAUUAUUUCUAGAUCCCCUGGGAAAUCAUUUAUUACUGGCAUUAACACCUAAAAAUGGAGAGAGUCCACCGUCUGAAUUUUUCUAUCUCCACAAAACUGCAAAUAAAUUAAAACCCGCUGGAAAAUUUCGAGGGCACGAGAUAACAGCAGUUGGAUGGAAUUUCUCCAACACAUCGGACACAACCACUGGUCCAAUUCUCCUUGGUACUUCCAAGGGACUCAUUUUCGAAACUGAAAUUACUCUUGAUGUCGAUAAAAUAUUCAAUACAAGUUUAGAGCAGUAUUGGAAGCAGGUAUUCGAUAUAGGUGAACACAGCAAACCCCCCAUAACAGGGAUCGCCUUCCACAAGGUUCCGUACACCGAUAAAUACGUAAUAAUAGUAACCACGAAGAUCCGGAUCUACCAGUAUAUAGGAUCAGUAACGAAUGCCCAGGAGAAGCCCCUGCUUCAGCAGAUAUUCAGCAGAUACCUGAACGUCGAGGAGCGUUUCAGUCAAUUGGAAAAUUCUUUGCCAUAUUCACGAAUGCAAUUUUACUAUCCAGUGGCGAAGGGCUAUCCAAAAUCAUUUGGCUGGCUGACCGAAACUGGAGUACUGUACGCAGAAGUGAGCCCCAAGCCAGCCCCUGACAAUGUCCUCAUCAACCAGGUGAUGCUGUACUCUCCAGAGACGAGUCUCAGUGGUUCGACAGUUUCCACGUCUCACAAUGUCCCAAUAAAUUUCAUCCUCACAAAAUUUCACGCUCUUCUCUUGUACUCGGAUCACGUCAAAGGUAUUUCCCUGCUGAACCAGGAGCUGAUCUUCGAGGACAUUUACAACGAUACAUUUGGAAAGCUGGUGAAUAUAACGAAGGAUCCGAUAACGGGGGCGAUAUGGGCGCACACAGAGCGAGCUCUUUUCAAAUACAAGGUAACAAGAGAGGAGAGAAAUGUCUGGCAGGUGUACAUGGAUAAACGUGAAUUCGAGCUGGCGAAGCAGUACUGCAAGGGUAAUCCAGCGCACAUCGACCAGGUCCUGGUGAAAGAGGCGGAGAUGCUGUUCAAGGAGAAGGACUACGAGAAGAGUGCACUCAUCUAUGCCGACACUCACUCCUCCUUCGAGGAGAUAUCCCUCAAGUUUCUCCAGGAGUGCCAGAUCGAGGCCCUGAAGACCUUCUUGAAGAAGAAAUUGGAGGGCCUGAGGCCACAAGACAAAACCCAGAUAACAAUGAUAGUUGUCUGGGUGGUGGAACUAUUUAUGAAUCAAAUGGGAGUCCUCAGAAACGAUCAAACAUCACAUCUACACAAUCCGAAGUACAUGGAACUUCAGAAACAGUUCGAUAGCUUCCUGUGUAUUCCUGUCGUUGAGGAAUGCAUUAAAAAAAAUCUGAGUACUAUCUACAAUCUGAUGGCCAGCCAUGGAGAUAAAGACAAUUUGAUUCGCCUGACGAUAAUGCAUCGCAAUUACGAGGAAGUUAUUCGCCAGCAUUUGUACAAGAAUAAUUAUCUCGAGGCGCUCGAGGUGCUCAAGAGCCAGGGGAAUAGAAAUUUAUUCUAUCAUUUCGCUGGGGCAUUGCUGCAGGAGUUGCCAAAACCAACUGUUGCUGCCAUUAUUUCCAAAGGGAGUCAAUUGCAGCCGUCGAGAUUACUGCCGGCUCUGGUGUCAUGUGAUAGCGAUGAAAAACACGCAAAAGAAGUGAUAAAGUAUCUCGAAUUCUGCGUCUACAAGCAGAGCUGUCCCGAUCCAGCGAUUCAUAAUUUACUUCUAUCACUCUAUGCUAAGUAUAAACAAGACGAGGUGAUGCGUUACAUCGGCUCUCAAGGCCAAGACAUAACGAUGGUGCACUACGACGUGCAUUACGCCCUGCGUUUAUGCCAGGAGAAUGGUUUGACCGAGGCUUGCGUGCAGCUCUCCGCUUUAUUAGGCCUGUGGACUACAGCAGUUGAUCUUGCUUUAACAAUAGAUGUAGAUCUGGCUAAAAUAAUAGCUGCGAUGCCAUCGCACAACGACAGCGAAUUAAAGAAAAAGUUGUGGUUGAAAAUAGCUGAGCAUGUCGUUAGGGAACGCGACGAUAUUCAGCAAGCGAUGGAGUUUUUGCAACAGUGUGAUUUGGUGAAAAUCGAGGACAUUCUUCCCUUUUUCUCUGAUUUCGUGACAAUUGAUCAUUUCAAAGACGCUAUUUGCAAUUCACUUCAGGAAUACAACCAACACAUUCAAGACCUCAAGGAGGAGAUGCAGGAGGCGACGAAAGCAGCUGAAAUAAUCAGAAAAGAUGUCCAGGCAUUUCGCACUAGAUGUACAUUCGUUCACGUGAGGGAUACGUGCAAUUCAUGCGAGGUGCAACUUCUUUUGAGACCGUUCUAUGUAUUUCCCUGUGGCCAUCGAUUUCACAGCGAUUGUUUAAUCGCAGCACUGACGCCGAUGCUUUCAAACGACCAACAGACAAAAUUGGCUGAUCUCCAGAGGCAGCUGACAGCGGCUUCGAAGAAACCAGAUGACACGACUUCAGUUGGUUCAGUCUCCCUAUCUACCAAGGAUCAAAUCAAGGCGGAUAUAGAUAAUCUCGUGGCAUCCGAGUGUUUGUACUGCGGAGAAUUCAUGAUCGAAUCUAUUGACAAGCCUUUCAUAGAGGAGGAGAAUUACGAGAGAGUUAUGGCUGAGUGGAUAUAAAUUUCUAGGUUUCAAAGACAGUCGAGGCAAAACUACUCUAUCAUGUGUAUAAUGGGCCAGUGAUAAUUUUUAUAAAUUAUUUUUGAAUUUAAUAAUAAAUGAAGUGUAAAUUAUCUCGUUGACGAGGAGUUAAUUGAGUGCAAUAAAAAUCCUCUUUUUAUA
Fopius arisanus is the source of this 3441-nucleotide messenger RNA. It is a transcript of the gene dor, whose product is annotated as vacuolar protein sorting-associated protein 18 dor. Lineage: Eukaryota; Metazoa; Arthropoda; Insecta; Hymenoptera; Braconidae. Gene Ontology annotation, biological process: lysosome organization; endosome organization; endosome to lysosome transport. The record is from RefSeq and is a predicted model, not a curated record. Gene Ontology annotation, cellular component: HOPS complex; endosome. Gene Ontology annotation, molecular function: protein-macromolecule adaptor activity. Bases 325 to 3279 code for a protein of 984 amino acids. The transcript is spliced from 10 exons.